Kalmanozyma brasiliensis GHG001 is the source of this 1518-nucleotide messenger RNA. RefSeq names its product Centromere subunit L. Lineage: Eukaryota; Fungi; Basidiomycota; Ustilaginomycetes; Ustilaginales. The transcript has a single exon. The record is from RefSeq and is a predicted model, not a curated record. Bases 1 to 1518 code for a protein of 505 amino acids.
AUGUCAUCGUCCUCCUCUCGCAGCCAGCUCGACCAAGGCAUCUCGGCUUCGCGCGCAGGCGGCGCACAGAAGCGACCACCAGCGACCAGCAAGGUACCGUCAAAGAGGCCGCGCUCCAAUGUCCGCCCUUCGCCAUCCAUCGGAUCAGCCUCGCGUCGAUCCGGGGAAGACUCUGCCACCGACUCUGGUUCGGCCGCCUCGAACGUUCGCAGACGCGCACGCGAGUCGGCCGCCAGCGCGGUCCAGGAUGACAUCAAGUGGGCGUAUGCAGAACGCGUCCUGCUCGACCGAACAUUGCGGCUUCACACGGUGUCUCCGCUUCACUUCUCUUCGCUACCGGCUUCGAUUCAAGAGGUAUCUCGACCGCUCUUCCAGAUGCUGAGAAACGAGCUCCAGCACUAUAUCAACUUGCGGCUCAGUGACGGGUUUGGAUUCCUCGAAUCUGGCGGCACCACGAUCGAUGCGCGGGAUCCUGGUAGCGGCGACCUCCGACCUCCAGAACGCAGGCGUCGAGCAGAUAUCGAUAAAGUUGGGCACGUCCGCAUCGGCUUCCUGGAGGACGCCGAGUUCACAGGUGCUCUGCAAGCAUCGAACCGAUCCGGCGAGGCAAGAGCGCGUCCAUGGGCAAUCGAGAUCGAGCUAGGCAAACCAGCAGCCGAGCAGGACAAGAACAAGAUCGCCUCGCUGCGUUCACGCUCCGCGCAGGAAGCGACACCCGCCGAGCUGUGCCACAUCGUCUUCGUCCCUGCAUCGACGACUCGCGACGAGCGAUCCCGUACCUCUCGCAGAUACCCGCUGAUCGCGACCAAGGCACCGUCGUCGGUUGCGUCCGGCGCCGAUCCGUUGCUCGCCACCUCGGUCAACGUGGGUCCUGUGGUGCUUGGUCACGCGCUCGACUGGAUCCAGAAACGCUUCGACUGUCGUAUCUCCUCGGCGGGUGGUGUUGCUGCCAUCUCAUCGCGCCUCCGUGGAUCGCGGCUCGAAUCGCUGGUCGAACUCAUCGUGCGUCAGACGCGCACCGAGAUGGGCAUCCAGGACGCUGUCGAGCGCACUCAGGAGCAGCGGGCCGCGGAUAGCGCUGUCAAGCCUGUGGAGCUCGUCUUUGGGUUCCCGCUCAAAGUCGCGGGCAAGGGCAAGACGAUGUCCGGCCCAGCACCCGAUUUGACCUCGCUGACGUUGACCGUGCCGUGGGAGGUGUGCAUGAGCCUGCUGGACGGGCUUGCGCUCGACGAACCACUGCUGCCAGCGUUGAACCACUACUUGUCGACGCACACGUCGAUUCCGUUGGACGCGCUGGAGCUGACCCGGAUCGGCGUUGCGGGCAUCAGCGUGGGUGCAGGCAGGAUUAAGAUUUCGAAGGUGCCAGGAGGCGAUGCUGCGGGCAAGGCGAAGAAGAGUCUGCUCAAGCGGACUCAGCAAGGCGAGGAGGAGGGCGAGCCGAGCGAUCGACGCAGGGCUGGCGCCGUGUUUGGGUUCCUCAGGCGGGUGGUGGAGGGUGAGGAGGGUGGGGAAGAGUGA